This is a messenger RNA of Sinocyclocheilus anshuiensis, 4376 nucleotides long. Its product is annotated as protein-methionine sulfoxide oxidase MICAL2-like. Lineage: Eukaryota; Metazoa; Chordata; Actinopteri; Cypriniformes; Cyprinidae. Bases 1 to 3249 code for a protein of 1082 amino acids. The record is from RefSeq and is a predicted model, not a curated record. The transcript is spliced from 21 exons. Gene Ontology annotation, molecular function: protein binding.
AUGGGUGAAGCCGAAGAUGAGAAGAACCAGGCAGGACGGCUAUUUGAGAACUUUGCUCAGGCCACUGACUGCAAAAGCACCCUGCAGGCCUUCAAUAUUAUGUGCAGUUACCUGGAGCUUGACCCUCUGGAGCACAGCACCUUCUACAGCGGCCUGAAGAGCAUGGUGACAUGCUGGAAAGCCAAAGCCCUUUGGGGUAAGCUGGACAAGAGAGCCAGCAACAAAGAGUACAAGAAUGGCAAAGCCUGUGAGGGCAUUAAGACUGCCAUCGAGUUAGCUUUCCUCGGAGCCAAAGUGGUGGUGAUAGAGAAGAGAGAUACAUUCUCCAGGAACAACGUCCUACAUCUCUGGCCCUACACCAUUCAUGACCUCAGGGCCUUAGGAGCCAAGAAGUUCUAUGGAAAGUUCUGUGCUGGAGCAAUCGACCACAUCAGCAUUCGGCAGCUCCAGCUCAUGCUCCUGAAGAUCGCUCUGCUUCUGGGUGUGGAGUUUCACGUAAAUGUGGAGUUCAUCAAGCUAGUGGAGCCUCCAGAGGACCAGGAGAAUGAGGGGCCGGGCUGGAGGGCAGAGAUCUGGCCUGCGGAUCACCCUGUGGCCGACUUCGACUUUGAUGUGGUGGUGGGAGCUGAUGGGAGACGAAACUCUUUAGAAGGGUUCAGGAGGAAGGAAUUUCGUGGCAAACUGGCCAUCGCCAUAACGGCAAACUUUAUCAACAGAAACACCACCGCUGAGGCAAAGGUCGAAGAGAUAAGUGGAGUUGCCUUCAUCUUCAACCAGAAAUUCUUUCAGGAUCUCAAACAGGAAACUGGGAUUGAUCUAGAGAACAUCGUCUACUACAAAGACAACACACACUACUUUGUCAUGACGGCUAAGAAGCAGAGCCUGCUGGACAAGGGUGUCAUCAUUCAUGAUUAUAUCGACACUGAGGCACUGCUGAACAGUGAGAAUGUGAACCAAGAGGCUUUGCUGGCAUAUGGACGAGAGGCAGCCGACUACGCCACCCACUACCAGCUGCCCACGCUGGACUACGCCAUGAACCACUGCGGUCAGCCUGAUGUGGCCAUGUUCGAUUUCACGAGCAUGUACGCCUCAGAAAAUGCUGCUCUGGUCCGGGAGAGGUUUGGUCACAGUGUGCUGGUGGCACUAGUGGGAGACAGUCUUCUAGAGCCCUUCUGGCCUAUGGGGACCGGCUGUGCCCGUGGCUUCCUGGCAGCCUUUGACACGGCUUGGAUGGUAAAAAGUUGGGCGCAGAGUAGAAAUCCACUCGAGGUGCUGGCAGAGAGGGAGAGUUUGUACCGAUUGCUACCUCAGACAACACCUGAAAACAUCGCCAAAAACUUAGAUUUCUACACCAUAGAUCCAGGAACACGCUAUCCCAACCUUAAUUCAAACUGUGUGAGGCCACACCAGGUCCGCAACAACUAUAUCUGUGGAGAGAUGAAGUCGUGCUCUCUGGAACGGGCCGCCACGAUACGCCGCCCUGUCAACUUGGCCAGAAGAGAGUCUGAGAUCAGGCCGAGUCGGUUACUGACGUGGUGUCAGAAGCAGACAGAGGGCUACAGGGGUGUGAAUGUGACUGACCUCACUUCCUGUUGGAUCAGUGGCCUGGCUUUCUGUGCUCUCAUACAUCGCUUCAGACCACAGCUCAUCGAUUAUGACUCUCUGAAUGAGCAAGACUGUGCCAGAAACCUUCAGCUGGCAUUUGAUGUGGCUGAGAAGGAGUUUGGCAUGAAGCCUUUUAUCACAGGGAAAGAGCUGGCGGCAGGUCAGGAGCCGGACAAGACCAGCAUGGGCAACUACCUCUCCAAAUUCUACGAGCUCUUCCGGGGAACGCCUCUACCUCCCUCAGAUUCAAAGCGAGAUGGUGAUGCAAAUUAUGAAAAAUGUCCAUCGGGUUCUCCCAGACCUGUUUACAAGUCAUUGAGUUUACUUCAGCCUCGUAAACGCAUUCCCAAGAAUGAUAAAAAGGUUGAAGACAAUGAUGCCAUAUACAAGAGAAGACGGAAAAUUAGUUACUUCCAAGAGACAACCAAAUCCUUCAAUCAGAGUUCUUCUGUGUCCAGUGAGGGGCGGGAACUGAAAGAAAACAAGGUCAAGUUUAUGGCCACUCAACUUCUAGCAAAAUUUGAAGACCGCACCGCAAGCUGCUCUGUUCGCAGACAGUCUGACUCUAAUGAUGAGAGGCCUCCAAAACCUCCGUCGCUUGAUAUGACUGAUAGCCCUCUCUUUAACAUUAUCAAGAAGAAAGUACCACCACCUCCACCCCCUAAAAAUCAGUUUCUGUCCGUUGCCUGUGUACGACACACUGAGGAGCCCUCAGCUCCUCUCUUCCCCUCGCUUCAUUCCAGUCCUCUGAAUCCACAGAGGAAACCACUUCACCCGACUCACACUCACACACAAUCAGAGGCAGAGAACACAGCCGACUCAGACUCCGGAAGUACAGCCACCUGCCACUCAGCAGUGCUGGCCAUGAGAACAAUGCUCCAGCGCCUCCAGAGGGUGGAAGAGGAGAUUAGUCAGAGGAAAGCCCAGACUCAAAAGGCCAGGGAGUUUCAUAAAAAAAGCAUAAAGGAGAAGGCUGUGCAUUUGAACGCUCUCUUCUCUGGCGAGGCCUGCUCUCCAGAUCAGCCUUCCUUAAAAAGAGAAUUUCAGAGUUUGGGAGAUGUGUGCCAUGCGUGUAAGAAACGGGUGUUUGCAGUGGAGAGGCUCAGCGCGGAGGGAUUCCACUUCCACAGGGAAUGUUUCCGCUGUCAUACCUGCAGAGCUCCACUGAGCCAGGGAGGACAUUCCUUCGAUUCAGAGGAAGGAAAGUUGUACUGCAAACUCCACUUUGCACAAAGGAAACCCUUAGUGAAGAAUGGGAGGACACAAAUUCUACACACGACGUGUAAUGCCGACUCUCACAACGGGUCCAGCUGGAGUCCAGAGGGACGUGAGCAUCAUCUCCAGGAAGAGUCUCCAGGUAUCCUGUCCUCACUGAAGAGAAGCCUGCGCUGGCCGCUGCAUGUGUGUGCUGUGCCUCGUCGUGUGUUUAACUGGCUGCAUGGUAAAGCGUGGGCCACAGGAGUCCACCUGAGGGAUAAUGCCGAGGAUUACGCCUUCCUGUAUGAACUGCUCGGUGUGAGUCUGCCUCUGCUCGCCGUUCUCCAUGAACAGCUCGUCCAAAUGUACGCAGAGGCCAGACCUCUCAAUCUACAGCCUCUGCAGCACUGGCUGGAAGAGCACAUGGGCCACUGGGACUUGGUGUGAGAGAAACAUCAUCAGGUCCCUUUAAAAGGGUUAAUAUGUAGUUGAAAAUGACUGUGGAUAUUUAUUCAAAACUGAAAAACACAUUGAACAACCUUGAGAUGGAAAGUAGCAGAUGUUACUUUUUCAGAGAGUAGAAAUGAAAUGGCCUGGUUUGGAUUGUGCACAAAAUACCAAAGCCUUUCUCAGUUAUAAAGAUUUGAGUAAAGAGAAAAAAAAGUGUCAAACACGGAGUGAACUUUAAGCACUUUAAUGAGUGAGCUGCCUUCAUAUGCACGAUUAAGAGUGACGUUCUGCUUUUAAUUAUUAAUGAACGUUCUUUGUUGAGACUACAAGUUCACAAAACCUGACCGAUCAAGCUGCAAACACGUCUCGUCUACUCUGUUAGCCAUUCAGGAACAUGGAAGUCACAUUCUUCUCGCACGUUUACACUUCUUAUGAAAAACAUACAGCAUGGCUGUUAAAAGGAAUGUUCCGGGUUCAACACAAGCUAAUCUAUUGAUAGCAUCUGUGAAAAAUGUUGUCGACUACCACAAACAAUAACUGCAUUUCAUCCUUCAUAUUGUUAAAACAAACAAGAAUUACAAUGGAAGUCUAUGGAACAAGACAUUGCAGAGGGUUUAAAGCAGAAAUAUGCAUCUCGUAUUUCUAUCAAAGCGUCUGUAGUAAUUCAUCAGAACAAAAGUGUGUUAUCUGCGCUUUAAAAUUGACAUUUUUAGUGGUUUUAACAUACUGGUCUAUUUUAACACAAUGUGCUGUCUUGUGGGUGCACUUUCAAAACCGUGUGAUAAUUUUGUAUUUUAUUGUUAAUUCCUGUAUAUUGUCUUGUUCUAUAGGCUUCCAUUGUAAGUGCAUUACUGUAAAUGUUGCUGGUUUAUGCAAUUAUUUUCUGUGUUAAUCUGUGUAUCACAGAUGUGGGGCCUGUACCAUGAAGCCGGUUUAGCUGGCUAGCCAGGUAAGUUUCAGUUUAGUUUGCACCAAUCCUGGGUUUUAGGUACCAUGAAAGUGGCUUGGCUUUUAGUGGCAUUCAUUGCCUUAGUAACUUACACUUCACGGCUAACCUGCUCUGGGGCAGGUUAUGUUCUGGUUUAGAGAUAUCAAACCGAAAUUUGACCAAUCAGCUUCAAGCA